UGGUGUGUGGUGGUAGAUGCCAAGAGGGGGCAAUGAUGAGGACACGACUCUUCAUUGGAAUCAAAAGCAGAAGGAGGAGUUGUUGCAACUCCUAGCAGAGUAUAACCGUAACUACCAUGGUCGGAAACCGGUCCAGAAAAAUUGGGAAGAUUGGGCUACUAAGCUACAAAAACAUUUUAAGGAUCCAGUUACGGCGGCCAAGGUUCAACAGAUGCGAGUGCGUCUAAAAGGCAAGUUUGAUAAGGAGGUUAUACUACGUACAACCACAGGCCUUGGUUGGGAUCCUGUGACAGGCGCAGUGACUUGUACGGACGAGUAUUGGGAAGAUUUUGCUAAGAACAAGAAGUGGGCUAAUGCUGCGAAGAAGCAUCCCCUUAAAAAUUUUGACUUGUACUACGAGGCCUUUGGUAGUACCCGUGCAUGUGGUGAAUUUGCGGUGGGAUUGGAAAAUCCCACCACCGCGCACGUAGACACAACUCCAAUCCCGGCUGAAGAAGGUGAAGGGGGGGCGACGUCGCAUUCGUUAGGCAGCGAUGACGUUUUUGUGACCACGAUGCGAGCUGGGUUGAACAGUGCUAGGAAGGGCUUGAAUGUUGCAUCCACCUCUAAGGCAAUUGGUAAGAAAUCUGGACGCAGUCAGAAACGUCCGGUUGGCGAUCCAGAAGCAAGGGCACUACUUGGACGACUUGUAGCCUCUAUAGAAAGUAAGAAUAGUAGCAGGGCUACCAGUUCCAGCGCUUCUCAGAACCCUGCGACCCCUACCACUCUGCGGCAGUGUACAGCGAUUGUGAAGGAAAUGGAUCUUGAAGAUGACACUGUCAUAAUAUUCUUAGAGGCCAUUGGGUGGUUUCCACACAUGCAGCAACUCUUUUUGGAUAUGACAGAGACGCAAAGGGUUGGUUUCGUGAUGAGAACCGUUACCUCUAAAACGAGUCAAUCUACCCAAUCUUGCACCAUGCCCCCUCCAUCCAUGGCUUCCAACUUCAUGCAGCCCCCUAUAUAUCAAAACUUCAUGCCGACACCCAACUUUUACCAACAACCGCCAAUCUAUGGCCAACAACCUCCUACCUUUGGCCAACCACAAGUACCCAGUUUCUCUCAACCCUCUCACCACAUGCAACCACAACACCCACCAAUCCAAAACAUGACCCCAAAUGUUACUCCCCAUCCCCCUAACUUUCAAUGUCCACCACCCUAUUACAUGCCUAGUUUUCCACCUAACUCUGGUCAUUUUGGUGGAGGAAACAAUGAGGAGUAGCUACUUGUUAGGCUUUUUAAU
This is a messenger RNA of Morus notabilis, 1279 nucleotides long. RefSeq lists its product as uncharacterized. Lineage: Eukaryota; Viridiplantae; Streptophyta; Magnoliopsida; Rosales; Moraceae. The coding region runs from base 17 to 1258 and encodes 413 amino acids. The record is from RefSeq and is a predicted model, not a curated record. The transcript has 2 exons.